Molecule: messenger RNA, 561 nt
Organism: Penicillium riverlandense
Lineage: Eukaryota; Fungi; Ascomycota; Eurotiomycetes; Eurotiales; Aspergillaceae
Exons: 1
Coding region: 1-561 (186 amino acids)
Source: RefSeq, a predicted model, not a curated record
AUGCUCCUGCGCGAUUUCGAAGCCGGCCGAAUCCCAGUACCCAUCCCACUUGGCGUCCGUCAAUCCAUGUACCGGGAUUUACAAACCCGCAUCCUCCGCGCUCCGCCGUUUACCGAUACAGCUACACUCGUGGCGACGCACCACUGCAUGCAGUUGCUAGUCUCGUACAUCCGCUACACAAUGUCCCCUGAAGGUGGCCAUGACGAUUCCUGGAUUAGUUCCCUGCUUACGCGGGCGCCGUUUGUGCGAAUCCUUGAAUUCUUCUCCGCCGAGAUCGGAGACGGGGGCAGCCAGCUUAGGCAGCGCAAGGAUUUCAUGAAUAAUUUCCAUCGUGAUAUCAAGAUGCACGAAAAGGACGAUAUGAACUCCGUGGUCUUUGCGCGUGCGGCGGAUGAGCACCUGCAUAGCGACGUGCGUGAUAUCUGGUUUGAUGCGGCUCGUGCGGAGAUGGCGGCUAGGCAGGCCAUUCCUCAUGAUGUUGAGCAUGUCUGGGUCUGGAACGGUGUUCCGAUUCUCUUUGGAUGCCAGGAUUGUCAUUUUGAGGAGGGUUGGCGGGCAUGA